AUGCUCGUUAUUAAAGGCCUACCUUUAGAGAUACCACCGGAUGUUGAGUUGCCGCCAGGGCUUUCACUUGCAAGGCAAGCCGCUGCCCACGCAAUUGAAAAUAGUCCUACCUCAUCGCCCCUGCAGAAAUUCGAUAUACUUUUACACUUCGUCAAUGAACUUCUUAAAAGCGGUUCUGAAUCAACAGAUUCCCUUUUAGAGGAGAAUGUAUGCAUUGUGGUGAUCAACAUGGCAUAUUACUACCAGCAAGUGACAGAAAGGCUAAUAAAAAAAGCUUACACUGAGGACUCCAAAGAAGCUUGGGGGAACAGUGGCCUAUACAACAAAAAGUCGAUUGGGCUGCUACGUUAUCUAAUUGACUCGGGAAUCGCUAAUACCACGAAGUAUUUAGGGUUAGUAGAGACUUUCACGAAGUGCUGGACAUUGUCGCAACAAUUAAGUAUAGUCAUGUUGUCGUUGUCCAAGCUAAAGUCUCGAAUUUGUGGCAACAACACUGGCCAAGAAUCUAAAAAAAGUAGUAGCAACCGGUAUGACAGACUUCUGGAAUUUCAAGAGUCGGAUCUGAAGGACUUGGCAACUUCCAGCCUGCUUUACGCGCGAUUAUGCAUUGGAUGUCGUGACUCGUGUACAGAGUUGACGAGCACAUCUGUAGGGGCUGCAUGUCAUCCUUUAACGCAAUACCUGGAUACGCUAACCUUCAUUUUGCUGUCACUCGAUCGUUACAAAAAUGAUGAAUGCGGGGCCUCUAUUGGCAUGCUUGAGGCUGCAACUGAAUGCCUUUCUCACGGCUUAAUUACCAGUAAGCAGUUGAAGCUGAUUCAAGAAAGCACAAAGCUCAAGACGAAGAUGGCAUUGAAAUUAAUUGAACUGAAAUCAGAAAGCUCCAAUCUGCGAUCCAAGUUCAAAAUAUUCAAGAAAAACGAUUUUGCAGGCAAGCCUGAAUUGCAUCCCCUCCUGCGGUCCACGCUUGAAGACUUUAUUAUGCCAUUAAUGAUGCUUUUGCAUUAUCGAUAUGUAAAGACCAACGAUAAAGUAUUUUUUCAACCCAUAAUAAGAGAUCGUGAGGAACUGGUCAAGGGGUGGCCGCAUGGGAAAACACCAGAUGUUACAGGCACAAGCUGGGCUUUCGAUGGCGAACAGCUGAGAGAAUUGGACACUUUGGGAGGAUCUGAAUAUUACUGA
Messenger RNA from Lachancea nothofagi CBS 11611, 1182 nucleotides. NCBI's taxonomy places the organism in Eukaryota, Fungi, Ascomycota, Saccharomycetes, Saccharomycetales, Saccharomycetaceae. The record is from the annotation of a GenBank genome assembly.